UGUGCGUUUUACAUGUGAAAGUGUGCGUGUAGCUCACAUCUGUACCGGCUCGGCUGUCUUUCGUGUGGAUACAGCGGGAAGAAGAGCGGGAAGCGCUAGGCGCAGGAUGGUUUGACUGGACUAGCGAGGGAGGCGCGCGACUGGUGGAAGAUCGCGCUCACGCACUCCGUCGACUCAGGAUCAACGACAACAUCUUCUCCGGCCCUCUCUGACCCGCCUCCCUCUGCCUCUCUCUCUCUCUCUCUCUCUCUCUCUCUCUCUCUCUCUCUCUCUCUCUCUCACACACACACACUCAUGCACGGCUGGAUGUUGUGUCGUUAGGCUGCACGUGAGGUGUGUGCAUGAAUGAUGGACCUGAAGGAGGGCUGUGGAAGCGAGGCUAGUCGUGAAACUGAGAGCGGGGGCAUGGGGAGUCUUGGAGGCCACUCAUCUUGGCAGUCCUUUGCCCACCGAAGCACCCUUCAUGGUCUGCGCUUCAUCUUCCCCUACUCUUCAUCAUCAUCUUCCUCCCCUUAUCGCUCCACUUCGCGCCGUCUGCUCUGGAGUGCAGCCUUGCUGGCCAGCUUAGUCCUACUGAUCCUGGAGAGCACCGAGCGGCUGGCCUACUUCCUCUCCUAUCCGCACGUCACCAGCGUGGACGCAGUGGUUUCUGGCAGCCUGGUUUUCCCUGCUGUCACCGUCUGUAAUCUGAAUGCCUACCGUUUCACACGUCUCACACAGAAUGACCUCUACCACGCGGGGGAACUGUUGGCCUUGCUGGACGUGCACCUGCAGAUCCCUGAGCCACACCUGGCUGAGCCCCACGUGCUGGCCUUUCUCACAGAGAAAUCCAACUUCACUAACUACCGGCCCAAGCCCUUUAGCAUGCGGGAGUUCACAGAACGAGUGGGACACGACCUGAAGGAGAUGAUGCUCUACUGCCGUUUCCAGGGCCAGGAGUGCAGCCACCAGGACUUCAAAACGGUGAGUGUCUGCAAGGUAUUUCUUCUAUAA
Danio aesculapii is the source of this 993-nucleotide messenger RNA. RefSeq names its product acid-sensing ion channel 2. NCBI's taxonomy places the organism in Eukaryota, Metazoa, Chordata, Actinopteri, Cypriniformes, Danionidae. Gene Ontology annotation, biological process: sodium ion transmembrane transport. Gene Ontology annotation, cellular component: membrane. Gene Ontology annotation, molecular function: ligand-gated sodium channel activity. The transcript has 2 exons. The record is from RefSeq and is a predicted model, not a curated record. The coding region runs from base 346 to 993 and encodes 215 amino acids.